AUGGGUUACCUACCAUGGACCAAGUCCCUGGAGAAAAAUGACUGCCCCACUCCAAGUAGUAUCAAAGACAAACCUCUUCAGACACAGGCAGUCACCAAGGAACAGCACUGUGGUCUAAUUACUGACAACAUGCAACCAGUGCCACUGAAGAUCAUCUUAGUAACCUUGUCCAUCAAUGACUUUGUGGCUAGUGUCUCUGCAACCUUAAAUUAUGAGAAUGAGGAGAAAGUCCCCUUGGAGGCAAUCUUUGUGUUCCCCAUGGAUGAAGACUCUGCUGUCUACAGCUUUGAAGCCUUGGUGGAUGGGAAGAAAAUUGUGGCCGAAAUGCAGGAAAAGAUGCAGGCCCAUAGCAUCUAUGAGGAUGCCCUCUCCCAGGGCUACGAAGCUUACUUAUUGGAAGAGGAUGACUACUCCAGGGAUGUCUUUUCUUGCAAUGUUGGGAACCUCCAGCCUGGGGCCAAAGUGGCAGUGACCCUGAGGUAUGUGCAGGAGCUGCCUCUGGAGACAGAUGGGGCCCUGCGCUAUGUGCUCCCAGCCAUCUUGAAUCCAAGAUACCAACUCUCUGAACAGUCAGUGGAGAGUUGCUUGAAUAUAAAGACUCCUAUGGUCCCUUUGGAGGAACUUCCAUACACACUCAGCAUGUUUGCUACCAUCACUUCCCAGCAUGGCAUUGAGAGGGUCCAGUCCAACUGCUCCUUGAGUCCUAUGCAGUACCUGGCUGAUGACAAGACAUAUGCUCAGGUUUCCUUGGCUGAAGGACACAAGUUUGACCGGGAUGUGGAACUCCUGAUUUACUACAAUGAAGUGCACAGCCCCAGUGUAGCUGUGGAGAUGGGGAUGCAGGACAUGAAGCCAGAUAGUUUGAUGGGAGCUCCUUCUUCAAUGGUGAGCUUCUAUCCAGACAUCCCAGAAAUGGAGCUCUCAAAGGCCUGUGGAGAAUUUGUGUUCCUCAUGGACCGCUCAGGAAGUAUGGAAUUUCCCAUGAAUAACCAGAAUUCUCAGCCACGCAUAGAGGCUGCCAAGGAAACUCUGCUGCUGUUGCUGAAGAGUUUGCCUAUGGGUUGUUAUUUCAACAUCUAUGGAUUUGGAUCUUCCUAUGAAAAAUUCUUUCCGGAGAGUGUGAAGUACACUCAGGAAACAAUGGAGGAGGCAGUGCAAAGGGUGAAGCAUUUAAAAGCAGACCUAGGGGGCACUGAAAUCUUGACAUCACUCUGCGCUAUUUACAAAGCUCCCUCCAUUGCUGGACAUCCCUUACAGCUCUUUGUCUUCACAGAUGGAGAAGUUGAUGACACAUUUAGUGUCAUUAAAAAAGUUCACACAGAUUUCCUCACUCCCAAAAGCAGGAAACAGCCAGGAUAUGCAGAUGUGGCCGGGUGA
Molecule: messenger RNA, 1377 nt
Organism: Chionomys nivalis (European snow vole)
Lineage: Eukaryota; Metazoa; Chordata; Mammalia; Rodentia; Cricetidae
Product: von Willebrand factor A domain-containing protein 5A-like
Exons: 11
Coding region: 1-1377 (458 amino acids)
Source: RefSeq, a predicted model, not a curated record